Molecule: messenger RNA, 3125 nt
Organism: Porites evermanni
Lineage: Eukaryota; Metazoa; Cnidaria; Anthozoa; Scleractinia; Poritidae
Source: the annotation of a GenBank genome assembly
AUGGAGUCCUCGUAUCUAACAAUUUGCGUCGUAAAUGCUUUUCUAUCUUCCAUCGCCUCUAUACUCAAUAUUCUGACAAUCUACGCGAUAAGAAAGACUCCGUCCUUGGCAAAGAAUUUAAAAACAUUGCUUCUGAGUUUAGCAGUUUCUGAUCUUGGUAUUGGUUUACUGGCGCAGCCCAUGUGUGUUGCACAACUCACUAUGCAGUGGAAAUAAAGCAAUGAAUCUUAUAAUGCCAUUUAUAUCGCCAAUCUUAUCCCGAUGAAUAUCUUUAUUACUGCGUCAUUGUUUAGUGUCAUGGCUCUAUGUGCAGAGAGAUUUUUGGCAAUUCAACUUCACUUUAGAUACCAGGAACUUGUGAUUUACAGGCUCGUUAUUAUUGCCGUAAUCUCAAUUUGGUUAUUUAGCACACUUACUUCAUUGCUCAAGUUAUGGAUCCCAAAAAAUAUCAUGUUCGUAUUUUUUGUUAUUAAAGAUUCUUCUUCUAUUAUAACUGCAACUUUCCUGAGCAUCAAACUUUACCUUACUCUACGACGCCACAUGAAUCAAAUUCAACUCACGCAAGUUGCGUAGAAUGAGCAAGGCGAAAGUGUUCAAAGAAAAAGGAGAUCUGCGAUGGCAUCGCUUUACGUGUAUUUGGUUCUCACAGUUUGCUAUUUACCUAAUGUUUGUGUGUUAAUUAUCAUCGGUUCCACUUCCGAACCAAGGAACGAUCUACAGCAUUUGCACUUUUAUACUCUGACCCUGUUGUUUCUUAAUUCAACCCUUAAUCCACUAAUCUACUGCUGGAAAGUGAAACAAAUUCGGCACACUGUGAUAGCCACACUGCGAAAUAUAUUGUCAAAUCACAUUUAACGAAACCUUUGGGAGGAUUUGGAACACCUUAUCAAGUACAAACCGGCGUCAAGCAGUUCUUCCUUCGGGAAAUGACGGCAUUUUCAAGUUACACUAACUACACAAAAUUUAAGAGAGUUUCAGUGUGAUGUGUCUUGCCUCUAAAACUAUUUCGUCUCUUUUCACCUUCAAAAUAUUAUCUAGUUAUGAAAAAUAUCACAGAUUUCAUGACUGUCUAAGAAACAAGAACUAUUUUUAACCCUUAUCUUGGGAAUUGUAAAUUAUCAAUUAGAAGUCGCUACUGCAACGCCAAAAACCGCACGUCACUAGCUUUCCAGUAUCAGCGCAUUAGGGGGCAUAAUAUUAAAUGCAGUCAAGAAAUAGCGAAUUUAAUAAAAAAAACGCUAUACUUAACUUAUUCAUUCAAGAUUUUAUGACUGAGAUCAACACCGCUAUGCACUAAAAUUGUUGGACGGGUUAUCUACAUCGAGAAUUACCAUUUUAGAGUAUUUUGCAACAGAAACAGAGCAGGAACAUAGCCUUGCAUGUGUUCUCUCAACAUUUCCCUCGUCCGGCGGAUGCGAUAAAGCGGCUGCAUGCAACGGAAAAAUGUUUGGACAAGGUUACCGGUGAUUUGAUUAAUUUUUUUUUGGAAACCAAACUUGCUGUUUUCUGACUGCUUUGAAAAUUACACAUAAAACACAAAAAGAAAUCGUACAGAGCGUCUUUACAACAAGUGAGACCAAGUAAAAUAUACUAACAUGUUCAUCCAUGUAGUUGGGUUAAAAGAAUGACGAGGAAAAAUUUAAUAAGGUAACUUUUCUAAAUAUAGUUGAUCCAACAGCCUUAGUUUAAGUUCAAAUAAUAAGCAGCACGCCACAUUGCUAAAUAUUUUAAUGAAUUUAAGUUUACAUCAGAGAAUACGGAGGACAGAUAAGAUUUCGCCUCUUCUCCGCAUUUCGGGAUACAGUGUAAAAUAUAUGAUAACAUAUAACGCCGACAGUGGUAAAACUACAAAUAUAAAUACAUAUAUAAAAACUUUAAUUAUGACUUACUGUCAAAGGUGGAAAAAAAAUGAUGGACAAGUUGGUUUUCCGAUGAUUACGUUGAACUGAGUUUAAUUUGUUAAACAAAACCCCUGUUUUCUAAUUGCUUUAAAGCUUAAAUAUAGAAGCCAAAAUUCAAAACAAUUUUACAACCUGUUCAAGUGACAACAAGGAAGACAUCUCUUUUGAUACACAAAGAACAAGCCGCCUGUUAAAAGGAAACUUUUUGUCUCUACUCUGUAAAAGAGAAAUCUUGGUCAAAGUUAUCCUCCUAAUCAAAGGUUAGCUUAUUGACCGUUGGGGACAGUCCACAAUAACUUAUUCUACUGUAAUAUCUUGCUUUACGACAAAUUCAAGAAAGGGUAACAAAUGGAUUCCUCGUACCUCACACUGAGCCUUUUAAACGCAUUUUUAUCUUACACCUCCACCAUGCUAAACAUUGUUACAAUCCACGCGAUCAGAAAGAGUCCGUCUUUGUCAAAAAAUUUAAAAGCAUUGCUCUUGAGUCAGGCCGUUUCUGAUCUUGGUGUCGGACUACUGGCUCAGCCAAUGUAUGCUGCACGUCUUAUCAUGGAGUCGAAGCUAAACAGUGGAACUAACAGUUCUUAUAAUGUUAUCUACAUCGCGUACCUUAUUCCGACCAAUUUAUUUACUAUCGCUACGUUGUUUCUCAUUGUUGUUCUGUGCGCCGAGAGAUUCGCGUCCGUUCAUUUUUACCUUAGUUACCAUGAACUUGUGACACACAAACGCGUUGUCGCUGUUGUCGUCUCAAUUUGGUUCCUUAGCGGAGUUCUCUCAUCAAUGAGGCGUUGGAUUCCCAAAAAUAUUACGUACAUGGUUUACGGAAUUACUGGUUCUGCUUGCAUUAUAGCUGCCAUUUUUUUCAGUGUCCGAAUUUAUUUGUCCAUGCGACACCACGUGAACCAAAUUCAAGUGCUGCAGCUACAACAAGUAUCGCAGAACGGUGAAAUGGCUAACAUUAAAAGGAUGCGUAAGUUUGCCAUCAUGGCAGUUUACGUUUGCCUGGUUUUGCUGGUUUGCUAUCUGCCAAAUGGUUUCACUUUAUUUGUUACUGCCUUAAGCGGAUCAAACACUGGUAUAAAUCAUGUUCAACACUAUACUCUAACGCUAGAGCUUCUGCAUUCAUCGCUUAAUCCACUGAUAUACUGCUGGAAGAUGAAACACGUUCGACACAAUGUCAUUGGCAUACUACGAAAUGCAUUGAAAUUUUCAAAGCACCACUAA